This is a messenger RNA of Paramuricea clavata, 1528 nucleotides long. NCBI's taxonomy places the organism in Eukaryota, Metazoa, Cnidaria, Anthozoa, Malacalcyonacea, Plexauridae. The record is from the annotation of a GenBank genome assembly.
AUGGCAGCGCGUUUUAAAAUUCGUUCUUUGACGAGAAAAUUUGAGAAAAUACAAAAAAGAAAUCGAGGGAAUAUUAUAAAAUUACAAGAGGGGCUUCAAGCUUGGAAAACUGAAAAUAUUUCAAGCGAGGUUGAGGAAAACGAAGACGAAAUCGAAGAGUUUGAACCCGCGACGGACAUCCUGAUAAAUACAAGGGUAGGCACAGUAAACACCGAGAAAUUUUUAUCAUUGUAAACAUUUAGGUCUGUUUUAAAAUUAUAAUUCACGUACUCCAUGAUUUGGCAUUAGGCAAGACAAGCUCACGGAAGCCGAAUUGUUGACAUAAACCAACUGAGAAAAGGAUUGGAGAGUUGUGAAUUUUGCAAAGAAAGUAAACAAAGGCAAAUGUGAAGCAUUUAAUUUCUCCACUUCAAGUACAGAAUUAUUUCGAUCCAAAAUUUUGAUAUAAUUUGGUCACUAUGUAAUUAUAAAAUAAAGUACUGUUUUCAAAAUAGACAAGUGUCAGUUAAUUAAAUUUGUAUAAAUAUAUUAUAAUUAUGAAUUGAUGUAAAGGUUUGAAAUAAACAAUAAGAACAAUGGCAAUACUCUAUUAUCUUUAAGGACCACUGUCAUUGAGAAAUGUACAACAAGAAAAGUUAUAUGGUCCAGCUAGCAAGCUAGAUAUUCAAUGUCAGUUUUGUGGUCAAACUAAUGUUGUUGAAACAUCACUCGCCCACAAGACCGGAGCCUCUGGUCCAAUGGCAUAUGACAUCAAUUCAAAGUCAGUUUUAGCCAGUCUUUAUACCGGAAUUGGUGAGACGCAAUUGAAUGGCAUCUUGUCAGUUAUGAACAUCCCAACCAUGACCCGUGCUUCAUUCAAAACCCGUGAGCGCGAGAAGCUAGUAAAGCCGUUGAAGCAGUUGCAGGACACACAUGUGUUGAAACAAUAGAAAUAGAGAAAGAACAUGCAAUUAAAAUUGGUGAAAGACCAGACGAGAAUAAUCUUGUUCCAAUUUCAUGCUUGUAUGACAUGGGUUGGCAGAAACGAGGCAAAGCUUUCAAUUCAAACAGAGGACAAGGAGCUGUAAUGGGCUUGUACACUGGAAAAAAAAUGGACUACACAACAAAGACAAAAAAAUACAGAAUUUGUGAUCAUGACAAAAAAAUGAACUCUACUCCCCGCAAACAUGACUGCCGAAAAAAUCAUAGUGGUUCAUCAAAAGAUAUAGAGCCUACAUCUGCUGUUCAGCUGUUUAAUAACAUAACGAAACACAAUGCUAAGUACUCAACUUGCACUGGGGAUGAUGACUCAACAACUGAAUGUUUUAUACAUGCACAAGUACCAUAUCGAGUUGAGAAAUUUAGUGAUAUAAUUCAUAUUAAAAGAUCGUUAACUAGUAGAUCACAUAAUCUGGCCAAAAUGAAAAGAUUUCCCGAUUGCUCAUCAUUGUCAAGAAAGGUAAUCGACUAUCUCGUGAAAUGCUUUUCAGUUGCCGUCAACCAAAACAAGGGUGACCCAAAAUCAAUGCAAGCAUCAUUAAAUACAUAG